This is a messenger RNA of Nicotiana attenuata, 1026 nucleotides long. RefSeq lists its product as uncharacterized. The coding region runs from base 1 to 1026 and encodes 341 amino acids. The record is from RefSeq and is a predicted model, not a curated record. The transcript is spliced from 2 exons. Lineage: Eukaryota; Viridiplantae; Streptophyta; Magnoliopsida; Solanales; Solanaceae.
AUGAUUAGAUGUUUUUGCUUAGCAGCUAUAAAGGAGCAUUUUGAGUUCUAUGUUAACAGGUCAAGUAACACGAGAUACUCUUUGGUAUGUACUGAUGAAAAGUGUACUUGGACUGUUCGAGGUUCAAGAAUUAAGGAAUCAACACUUUUUAAAAUAGUUAAAUUUCAGAGAACACAUGAGUGCUCAGUUGAUAUUCGAAAAUCAGAUCAAAGGCAAGCAACUUCAAAUGUGAUUAGAGAUUACGUGAUUGACAACUUAAGAGACAUAGCUACUGAGGUAAAACCUAAGUUUGUCAUUUCAGAGAUGAAAAGAGCACAUGGAAUUGAUGUUGGUUAUGGAAAAGCAUGGCAUGCUAUUCAAAAGGGGUUAUCUUUGUUAAGAGGAACAACUGAACACAAUUAUGAGCAGCUGUCAUCAUAUUUGUAUAUGAUGGAACAAAAAAAUCCAGGAUCAUAUACAAAUAUUGUGAGAGAUGAAGAAAACAGAUUUGUUUACAUGUUUUUUAUGUAUGGGGCAUCAAUUUCUGGGUGGAAGUAUUGUAGACCACUAAUUGCUGUUGAUGGAACAUUUCUAAAAGAUAAAUAUAGAGGUGUUCUAUUAGUGGGUGUUACCAAAGAUGCAAAUAACCAGAUUUUUCCUAUAGCUUUUGGAGUAGUGGAUAAAGAGAAUAAUGAAUCAUAUGAAUGGUAUUUCAGGGAAUUAAGAAAAGCAAUUGGGAUUCGUAAUGAUUUAAUGUUCUCGUCAGAUCGACACAAGGCUAUUGCAAAUGGAAUUGCAAAGGUUUUCCCUGAGUGCUACCAUGGAAUUUGCAUCUAUCAUUUAGAAAAGAAUCUAAAGCAAAGAAGAGUGAGAAACACUCUGAUAAAUCUCUUUCAAAGUGCUGCAAGAGUACACCUUCAAUCAGAAUUUGAUGACUUCAUGUCCCAAAUAGCUGCUGUUGAUAAGAAAACUUUCAAUUAUUUGAUGGAGGAACCGCCAGGAAGUGGGCUCGUUCACAUUGUCCCAGAAGAAGAUAUGAUAUGUUAA